This is a messenger RNA of Osmerus eperlanus (European smelt), 1930 nucleotides long. Its product is annotated as putative nuclease HARBI1. The record is from RefSeq and is a predicted model, not a curated record. The coding region runs from base 558 to 1628 and encodes 356 amino acids. The transcript is spliced from 6 exons. NCBI's taxonomy places the organism in Eukaryota, Metazoa, Chordata, Actinopteri, Osmeriformes, Osmeridae.
GAUGAUGAGGAGGAGACCAUCUCUCUGGAUUCCAGAAGGCAUGAGGACCCAGAUGCUAUACAGUGGGAAAACCAGCCUGGCAACAUAAGCUCACAAGCUAUCAGAAAGUUGUAUGGCAACCACCUCCGGCGCCAAAUAGAACUGGCAGACAUAGACAUUCAGUACAAGAAGAAAAAGAUGGAAAAUCUUGCACUGGAGUCCGAAAUAAAAAAGAGGACAAUUAGGAAACUGGACCUUGAAAUAAAAAAACUUGAGAGGGAGGUGAGAUAUGCCUUCAAUGUACACUGUAUGCUAACUGUAACACAAAUGUAUUAAUCAUUAUUUUUCUUUCCUCCCCCAGCUCCAAGAAGAUGACACAGCUGAAAAUAAAAAUUAGGUAUAUUCUCGUAAAGUCAAGUGAGCCAUGACAUAUGAGCUCUUAUUGUGAGCACACAGGACGGUGGCAUCUUUCUAAGGUUUUUUUUAUUUUCCCAGCAAUCAGUACAACCAAGUCAUCGUUAUAAGGCAUCGCCCUCUUUUGCCCACCCCCCCAGCACCAGGUGUGGCCACUAGCCUAUAUGAAGGCCCAAAAUUGUGUGUUCCUUUCUGCUCUGACAAUGGCAUGCCCAUUCGUGCGAGAUGUGGUGGAUGAAGAAGCACUUGUGCUGAGGAGAGCCUUCAGGCGAGAAAGGGUCUUCAGGGACCGGUUGGACCCACUGGCCUUCCCUGAUGACCAUCUAUAUGAAAGAUACAGGUUUUCUGCAGAUGGCAUCAGGUAUCUAUGCAGACUACUGGGUCCCAGGAUUAAGCACCGCACUGCACGGAGCCAUGCACUGAGUGUGGAGCAAAUGGUUUGUGUGGCCUUGCGCUUUUUUGCUAGUGGAGCCUUCCUGUACUCAGUGGGGGAUGCAGAACAGCUGAACAAGGCCACAAUUUGCCGCACAAUAAGGAGUGUGUGUCUGGCUAUCAAAGCAUUAGCAGAUGUCUUCAUCUCCUUCCCUGGCCACAGAAGACUCUGUGACAUCAAAGAGGAGUUCUAUAGGAUUGCAGGUUUCCCCAAUGUCAUUGGUGCAGUGGACUGCACACACAUAAGGAUAAAAGCCCCCUCAGGUGCCCAUGAGGCCGAUUUUGUGAAUAGGAAAUCCUUUCACAGCAUUAAUGUUCAGAUGGUCUGCAAUGCUGACUGUGUGAUCAGCAAUGUUGUGGCAAAAUGGCCUGGCUCAGUCCAUGACUCCAGAAUCUUUCGGGCCUCUGAAAUCUAUCAGUGCCUAUCACAAGGUGAAUUCUCUGGUGUGUUGCUGGGAGACAGGGGGUAUGGCUGCCAGCCUUUUCUCCUGACACCUUUCACAGACCCCCAGGAAGCACAGCAGGCCUACAACCAUGCCCAUGCCAGGACCAGGGCCAGAGUUGAAAUGACCUUUGGCCUCCUGAAGGCACGCUUUCACUGCCUUCACAAAUUAAGGGUCAGCCCUGUUAGGGCAUGUGAUAUUACUGUGGCUUGUGCUGUCCUCCACAAUGUGGCCUGCCUGAGGAAGGAGAGGGCCCCCAGAGUGCCACCAGCCAUGGACUGGGACAAUCCGGCAAUCUUCCCUGAUGACGACAGUGGUCGGCUGCUGAGGGACCAAUAUGUGUUGAAUUAUUUUAGUUAGUAUGUGUGCUUUCAAUUUUGGUUAAAUAUGUCCUGCGGUGGCAGAGGAAUUUGGGUUUUUUUGGGUUCGUUUUUUUACGAAUUUGGCCUCUUAUGAUGUUUGUGCGGUAUACUGUGUGUAAUACAAGGCUGCAGGGAGGCUACUGCAUCCAUUCAUUUGUCUGUUCAGUUGAUGUGUAUGGAUUUGUCCUGCAUUUAUUUUAGUGUGCAGACAUGCAGGGUGUGUUAUAUACAGACCUUUGAAUGUGUAUGUAUCAUUUUGUAUAAUAUGCUUGGAUUCUGUGCUUUCCAUCUUGUAGAGUC